UGUCAACUGCUUUUCUGUGCUCUGUGCUGCUGCGUCCUUGCGCCGGCUGUGCCAUAUUCUCUCUCUCAUCCACUCGAGGAGGCUCGAGUGACAUCCAACCCGGGUGCACAGGAUCCCCGCGGCUUUCUGCUGUGCGACUUGGAGGAUCGAGUGCGGUAUUGUAUAUCUGCGGCGCCACCUGCGGUAACUUGGUUCGCCGGCAGGGAAGCCGUGAAAGCAAUAGAUCACGUGCGGCGGCACCGUACACGCACGCCCGGUUGACACAGGACACUGCCUAAAGAGGCGCGAGCGGCAGAACGGCAAAAGCAGAAGCAUCUAACGGUGCGCCGCAAGUGAGUGUGGCCGCCCAUCGUCAUGAGGCCGGUGGGUGCUACGACUGUAGACUCCAGCGUGAUGGACGUCACAGCGGAUAGCGUUGGCAGUGGGCCUGCGGCGGCGGCAACUGGCUUGGAGAUGGUGGAGAACGACAGAGAUGAGGUGGAGGAAUUUCACGGCGAGGGAGAGGUCAGCUCCCAGUGUUGCGGGAGGCUUUCGCCCACGGCUAUCGUUUACAUGUCGGCCUUCGUCUCCUCUCUCACUUCCGUUCUUCUGGGCUACGACGUCGGAGUGAUAUCCGGGGCCAUCAAGUACAUCCAGGAGGACUUCGGCCUCAGCACACUCCAAAAGGCGAUCAUUGUGUCGUCGCUAAACCUGGUGGCCGCGGGAGGGGGCCUCAUCGCGGGCAGCGUCUCGGACACCCUGGGCAGGAAGCGCUCCAUCGCCGCUGCGUGCCUGGUGUUCAUCACGGGGAGCAUCAUCAAGAUCGCCGCUCAAUCUUUCGGGGUCCUCCUGCUAGGUCGCAUCGUCACGGGUAUCGGAGUGGGCUGCGGGUUCGUGGUAGCGCCGGUCUACAUCGCCGAGAUCACGCCGCCGCAUAUCCGAGGACGGCUGACGUCUCUAACAGAUAUCUCCAUCAACAUGGGCAUCGUCAUCGGGUACCUGGUUGCAUUCGGCGUUGCCUCCACCGUUGAAGACGACAGCGGUAAGUGGAGGACAAUGCUCGGCAUUUCCAUCGUGCCCCCGUUCAUCAUCCUCUCCAGCUUGUGUCUCUUGCCAGAGUCACCUCGUUGGCUGCUAGGGAAGGGGCGGGAGGUCGAAGCCUUUGCGGUGCUGUGCACGAUUGUGCCGACGGGAGACGUAGCGAAGCGAGAGCUGGCCGAGAUGAAGACGAUCGCGGGAGAAGAAGACAGCGCCAAAAGUUCGUGGAGCGAGCUGGUGUGCACCGCAUCUCCUGCGCUCAAGUCCACCGUGCUCCUGGGUCUCGGACUGGGUAUCGCCCAACAGGCUAGCGGAUCGGAGGCCGCGGUGUACUACUCGCCCUCUGUUCUCUCCGACGCCGGGCUCAAAUCGGACUCGGCUGAGCUGGGAGGAAACAUCCUGGUGGGGUUGUUCAAGCUCGGCGGGGAAGUGUUUGCGUAUUUCUUAGUGGACCGGACCGGGCGGCGGCCUCUGUUCAUCGCAAGCUCUUCCCUCGUCACCUUCUUCUUGGUCUUCUUGGGCCUCACCUUCUCGGCUUCGGCCCCGGCCUGGAUGACCCUGAGCGGGCUGUGCCUGUUCAUGUGGUCCUUCUCUCUCGGAAUGGGGGCGCUCACCUUCCUCGUCGCCGCUGAGAUUUUUCCGCUGAGGUACCGCGGCAGAGGGGUGUCCCUGACGGUGUGCGUCAACCGCCUCACGAGUGGCUUGGUCGCGCUGGCGUUUCCCCUCCUGGAGAGGGGCUUCACGGCCGGCGGCACCUUCUUCCUCUUCAGCAUCUUCUCUGUGGGCACCGUGUGGUUCUACUACACCAAGAUACCGGAGACGAAGGACAGGACCCUGGAGGAAAUUUCCGCGGGUGCCGCAAAGGAGGCAUCUGAGGGUGACACGGCGACCGCGCUCGGCUUCGCCCCCACCGCAGAGCCCGGGACUGUUGAUUCUCUCUGACUCAGGCCCCUCUUUUAGUUUAAUACAUGUUUGUCGUCCUUCAUUUGUUGUAUGCUUCCUCGUGAGGCUUAGAAUGGCAGCGGUGAGGGGAUUUGCUCUUUCAACACGAACCCCCUCGAGGAGGCUGGUCUUUUUUCUGGUGCUGCUAAUGGGAUUUUUGUUUGUGUGUGUCUAGGUAUGGCGUACUCGAAGAGUUUAACGAGUUUCGGGUGAAGGUAAUGGCGGGAGAGACGCAGAGUGCGCGAUGCCGACGCAGCUGUGUGAGGGGGCAGGGUAGGGAGAGGGACACACGCAUGCGACAUGUUGCCGAACACCUCACGCCCAUGCAUAGCCUCCUUGAUUUCAGUCGAAUGAAGUGGCUUCCAAGUGAUCGGUUCCAACUCGUUAGCAGCUGUGUACGGGAAAACACGUGCUACGUGCUGCGCCCUCUCGCUUGUGGUACAUAGAUAGGUUUGUUUGUGAGCUCUGCAGCAUGGCAUCUUUACGGCGUUUUUUUUUGCUGAGGACGAACACGGUAAGCGAAGAGAGGGACGAUUGCAUCAUACGUUUCUCCGCGUUCUCUACCGCUCUCACAAAUUUCUCCCUGCAGCGUUUAGUAUUGUGUCUGUCGUGGCCUCUGCUUUACGAAGUUUUUUUCCGGGGUUAGGCGAGGUCGUUAGAUAUUGUCUUAAGUGGGCGGGCGGAAGGGGGAGGCUCGCGCUAUAUUUUGUACAAAAGGUUAAUUGAGGUUUAGUGGCGCUGCUGUUCACUCGCUGCUGAUGGGGCGUGCUUGCUGCGUCAUUUGUUUGUGCUGUCUGUAUUGAUGGAAAAGCGUUUCUUCGGAUCCUACUGCUGCGGUGUGUUGCACUAUUCCGUAGAUGAGGAAUUUUGUUUCUUUUCCGGGCGCUGAAUGUAGCAGGUGAUUGGAAUGUCGAGCAGCAAGCACGAUAUUAUUGACCAUAUCUCCGCACAAAAGUCUGCAAGCGACGAGAAAGAACAAAAGAAAAGGACGCAACAGUCCAAGCUAAAAGGAUUUCCUCCCUCGCCGGGAAUUGAACCCGGGUCUCAUCGGUGAAAGCGAUAUAUCCUAACCAUUGGACUACGAGGGAAGUCGAUAUUGGGGAGUACGUGGCGGAUGUACUGAAUAUCAUUGAUUCACAUGUUGUAGGAGGAUUUGGGAAAUGUGUUUGAGUAGAAGUGUUAUUUUGGUACAAUCAAUGUCGUGGGUUGACAAGCCUUACCCCUUUUAUGUUAUACAUAUGCGCAGCAGGCCAUUGUUUGCAGGCACGCCCGUCAGCUAGGCUGUUUGCGUGUGCAAGUCUACAACGGACUACAGUACCGUAUUUUACUGCGGCUGUAACCUGGAUGAUACUACUACUGCUGUAGGCUAGAAGACUAUAUCUACACUAUGUAGUCUACAACAAUACUGCGUGUUGAUGCAUAUCCUUGUGCAUUCUGUUCCAUAGCAAACAAACGCGCCAUACACAGAUAGUCUAGAUGAAUAACAAUCAUCAAUUCGUCAGCGCAAAAAAAAAACGCAUGUGUGCAAUCAACGGACUUCGUGUAGAUGAUGCACGUGAUGAGGAACGGCGCGAGACGCCGCUUGGAAAAGAAUAGCGUUACGAAUUGUUGUUUUCUUCACAUUAAAGUCGUGUCAGUUGCUAACCCGAAAAUCUAGCAAAGGCUCGGUUCAUGGUCACAAAAUGCUAUGCAUAGCGUCAGAGGAUCUAAACAAACUUAUAACACACAACAUUGCGCGCCCUGAACUUGUACCAUGCCCACCAUGGUGUUACUUUACAGGCAGCAGCACCCCAGGCAGCUGGGCUGGAGUCGACAACCAUUCAUUUUGGUAAAGUGCCGGACAGGGGGAAUGAUGCUGCUGUUGUAGUCGAAUGUAGUGUGUGGACGUCGGGUAGGGUUCAGUUUUUGGGCACGCAACGUGCUGCAGGGAUGCAGGUGUACUUCCUCGGGCUUGUGUGCCCUUUUCUUGCUAGUUUUGCGUGUUCUUUGGAUCUCUCUUCUGGUAUGGCUCUUCUAGCAUUUUUUGUGACCACGGACCGACCGCGUCUUUGCUAGUUUUGCGAUUAGCAACUAACACGAGGUUAAUGUGAAGACGACAUCAACAACAACAACAAAAACAACAACAACAACAACGCUAUGACGAAGGGGUAAAAUGCGUGUGAAUCACAAAAAGUACGGGCGUCAAGACGCCGAAAACAGGCGAACAAGAUCGACCUCGAACCAGUCAACGCCAAUGAUAUGGGGAUGGAUGGAGUGUAGACGCAUCGUAGAACGCGUUUUCGUUUGAAGUUGGCGUCUUGUUUGAGAGUAGAUGUGACAGAUUUGCGUAGAAUAGUAGGGUAAGAUGUUAUCAUGAACGGAGAAGAAAGGGCUUUUCCAACACGGACAUGUAGCAUGGAUCAAAGCAUUUAUUUUUUGGAUUUCAGCUUUUUUUACAAGAAGAGGACAUGAACGCAGGAGUAUUUUAGCAAGCUUACGAACGCAUGUAGGAUACCAUGAGGAUU
Ectocarpus sp. CCAP 1310/34 is the source of this 4463-nucleotide messenger RNA. The record is from the annotation of a GenBank genome assembly. NCBI's taxonomy places the organism in Eukaryota, Phaeophyceae, Ectocarpales, Ectocarpaceae.